Eupeodes corollae is the source of this 1913-nucleotide messenger RNA. RefSeq names its product WD repeat-containing protein 43. Gene Ontology annotation, molecular function: protein binding. NCBI's taxonomy places the organism in Eukaryota, Metazoa, Arthropoda, Insecta, Diptera, Syrphidae. The record is from RefSeq and is a predicted model, not a curated record. Bases 37 to 1809 code for a protein of 590 amino acids. The transcript has 9 exons. Gene Ontology annotation, cellular component: nucleolus. Gene Ontology annotation, biological process: maturation of SSU-rRNA from tricistronic rRNA transcript (SSU-rRNA, 5.8S rRNA, LSU-rRNA).
CCAGCAAGAUUAAAGAGACACCAACCACAAAAAAUUAUGGCGCUCGUUGAACAGCACGUGUCGGGAUUUUCUCCGGACGGAAAACUCUUUGCCUUGGUUAAUCAUCUUGGAAUCCUCAAGAUAUGGGACACAGAAACAAACGAGUUAAUGCAGGAGUUCACCCCGAACUUGCAUUUAAGUAGCAAAUGUAGUGCAAUUACUUGGGUCGAAAUAUCUGCCCAGAAAAAGCAUAAAAAGGAACGUAAAUUUUUGGAUGCUGGUUCUUCACUCUAUAUCGCAUUGGCUACAGGCACAGGAGGUGUGUCUCUUUAUUCCUAUGCCCUGGGAAAGAUUCAAAGUGAUCUAAAAGGUGAAGGUCACUUGGGUAAAAUCACUUCGAUAUUCUACGAUGCAGAUGAAACUUUGUACACCUGCGGUGAGGACUGCCAGGUGAUUUCUUGGAAUCUACCAAAGGAGAAACAAAUAAACUCCUUUUCCAUUGGAAAUGAAAAACCCCAAAGCAUAGCAUAUCUUCCAAAUUCUAAAAACAUCGUAGUUGGAGCCAGACAGAUAAAAGUCUUCUCAUUGGAGACCUGCGAACUGGCCCAAACUUUCACAGGACACACCUCAGAAGUAACGAUUUUGAGUACGUUUGCUAUAGACGAUACCGAAUAUGUCAUUUCUGCUUCGAAAAUGGAACGGAUCAUAUGUCUGUGGAAGAUUGGCAAGAAGGGGAAAAAUAAGUCGUCCUCGUGCACUCUACUCAUGGAAGACAUAGCUCAGUCGUUAACCUGUCAGUUAGAUGAUGAGGGCAGUAUAAAACUAGCCAGUGUUACUAGAAGUGGAGUUAUUCACGUGUACUUGAUUCCAUUGGAUAGCAUUAAAGCAGAAAAACCAAUUAAACCAAAAGUCACAAUCGAGAUCGCUUCAGAUAGCACUUCUGCCAUUCAACCGAUUCCUGCUGUAGCUGCUUCCCUGGAACAUGCUAUGAAAGGUCAAAUCCUUUUUUGCUAUGGCAAUACGAAUUUUAUGACAUUCGAACAGAUUUUCCCUAACUAUAGCGAGAAGCUACAAGUACUUGUGCGAGCUGAUCCAAAAUCCCGUUUUAUGAAGAAAAAGAAGACGGACUCAACCCAAAUCGGCUCUUCCUUGAAAACUCUCACUCCUUAUGUUGAUUCAAAAGUUGAAUAUACUUUGGGAUCGGUGGUUUCGAGGAAAAAACUAAAAGCUGCCGAAAUGCCUUUUGAAUCGAGGUUACAAAAUUUGAAUCUGAACGUUGGGGAGAAGCCAGAAGCACAGAGUAAUGUACAACUGCUAAUGCAAGCAUUGCAUAGCAAAAAUCGUGGAAUGCUGAUGUCAGUUUUAACUAGAACCGAUCCAAAAGUUAUUUUGAAAACAUUGCAAAAACUACCUGUGCAAUAUGUUGGAAGUCUCGUAAACGAGUUAACCCUUUUGAUGCAGAAGAAGCGAGUGAAUGUUGAAAUAUCAGCUAAAUGGUUAAAGGUUCUUGCAAAAACGCAUUCAAGUCAAUUGAUGGCUUUAGGCUCUGAAGACUUAUUGGAGAAAUUUGGACCAUGUAUUGGUAUCAUAGAGCAUAGAGCGAGUUGCUUGAUGGAAAUUUCUAAGCUAAACGGACGAUUACAAUUACUUGUUAGCCAAAUUCAACGCAACAAAGAGGAAGACAACUUAGAUAAUGAGAAUGCAUUAAUAUAUGCCGACACAGAUUCAUCAAACUCGGAUAUUGAAGACGGAAUGGAAACAAAAAGUGUAUCUGACGAUGAAUGGGAAGAAGAUGAGGAUUCAGCUGAAGAAAUGGAAACGGAAAGUUAGACAAAAAAUAAAUGGAAACGGAAAGUUAGACAAAAAAUUUCCUCCACUAUAAAUUUUAUAUUGAUUUUUUUGUUUCAAUAAAAAAAUACAUUAAAAUACAGAAA